CUUUCUCCCUCUUUAUUUGGAUUUUGUAUUUCACAUGGACCCUUAUCUGGGCAUCUUCUUCCUCACUCCCUUCUUCCAAUCCUGCUGUGCUUGGUCAGUGAAUAAUUUCCUGAUGACGGGCCCCAAGGCCUAUCUCAUCUACUCCAGCAGCGUGGCGGCUGGGGCGCAGAGCGGCAUCGAGGAAUGCAAGUUCCAGUUUGCCUGGGACCGCUGGAACUGCCCUGAGAGGGCACUGCAGCUCUCCAGCCAUGGUGGGCUGCGCAGCGCAAACCGAGAAACUGCGUUUGUCCAUGCCAUCAGCUCCGCGGGCGUCAUGUACACGCUCACCCGGAACUGCAGCCUGGGGGACUUUGACAACUGUGGCUGCGACGACUCCCGCAAUGGGCAGCUGGGGGGGCAAGGCUGGCUGUGGGGAGGCUGCAGCGACAACGUGGGCUUUGGGGAAGCCAUUUCCAAGCAGUUUGUGGAUGCCCUGGAGACUGGACAAGAUGCCAGAGCUGCUAUGAACCUGCAUAACAACGAGGCGGGUAGAAAGGCUGUGAAAGGGACCAUGAAGCGAACCUGCAAAUGCCACGGCGUAUCAGGGAGCUGCACCACCCAGACCUGCUGGCUGCAGCUGCCCGAGUUCCGGGAGGUGGGUGCUUACCUCAAGGAGAGGUACCACAAAGCCCUGAAGGUGGACUUGCUGCAGGGGGCAGGGAACAGUGCUGCCAGCCGGGGAGCCAUUGCCGAGACCUUCAGCUCCAUCUCCAAGAAGGAGCUGGUCCAUUUAGAAGACUCUCCUGACUACUGCCUGGAGAACAAGACGCUGGGGCUGCUGGGCACGGAAGGCAGGGAGUGUCUGAAGAGGGGCAAGGCACUCAGCAAGUGGGAGAAGCGGAGCUGCCGGCGGCUGUGUGGGGACUGCGGGCUGGCAGUGGAGGAGAGGCGAGCCGAGAUGGUGUCCAGCUGCAACUGCAAGUUCCACUGGUGCUGUGCCGUGCGGUGUGAGCAGUGCCGCAAAAGGGUCACCAAGUAUUUCUGCGUCCGCAAGGAGAAGCGGGAGCGGAGCAGGGGUGCUGGGGCCAGCCGCAAGCUCAAGAGAAAGCUCUAACUUGAUUCUACUCUUCCAUGGUUCGUUCUGCCCCUCUCCUCCCCUGCCCUCCCCACCAGCCCCCAGCACCACUUCCCUUUGGCUUAGUUUUAAUCUCAUUCCCAACGCCACCUUGCUGGGGCUCAGGCAAGGUGAAGAGCUGGCACGAGCCCCUGGGCCUUGACAUACAGGGCACUUCCCAUCAGUGCAUGGGUGAUAACUUCUGGGAAGAGCCUCAGGUGUUGGCAAAGCAAGACGAGAUUUGGUCUCUUCGAUUCAGAGUCACUCUGUCCAGCAGCUAUGGUUUUACCACUGCAAACACCGGCGGUCUCAGUGGUUCCUGCUCCUUUGAGCUCGUCUGUUCCCCAAACGAGCACCUGCUCUGGGCUUUUGAGUAAGUGAGAUCAACACUUAGGAAAACACAGGGAAGCUGAGAUAGCACCACCAGAGCUUGGCAACUCAGCAACUUCAGAAAGAGAAGAGGCUUCUUAAAAAAAGAGAGGCACUAGAAUAAAGUUGUUACUGCAUUUAUUAAGCCCUGUGCUGUGAGGGAAUAGAAAAGGCACACAACUCCUUCCCACAGCCAGCCAGCCUCUGGGAGGCCCGCAGCAUUACCGCCCAUCCCUUGGCAGCUUUACUAAGCUCUCCAGGCCUUUACUUUCCCCGCAUUUGAGAUGGCAGCAGCAAAAUUGACACUGCUACUUGACCGGUUCAUUAAACAGCUGUCCAAAAGAGGAGUCCCAUCACUUGCUUUUUACAUGCUUUCUCUGUAACGCCCAAGCCUCCAGGUCUGGUCUCCCCAGCAUCCCUGCCAAAGCCCUUGCCUGAUGCCACAAAGAUGCUUUCACACUCCUCCAGUCCCUCUUCCCUCCCGAAUCUCUCCCAGAGAGGAGCUGCCAGCUGAGCCCAUUCCCCACCUCCUGCUGUACUUGCCAAGCACUCGUAACCUGUCAGCUAACUAACUAAAUACUUCCCCCUAGUCUGAGAAAAUAAUGUCAGUUACUAUUUAAUGGUGUUGUAAAUAGGAAAGUGAAGCACUUUGAAGUUUAAUUUAUUGCACAGUUACUGUGAUGUAUACGUAACAGUUUUUCCUCUACCGCUUGUUGUAUAUAUUCUAUAAGCUAAACAAGCAGCAGGAAGGUUUUGUUGAUACAUCUCCAUUCCCUCACCAUGGCUGGGGUAGGGAGGGAAGAAGCUGUCAGCUGCAGGACCUGGGGAAGGUCACCGCACAUCACAGUGACAUCCCCAGGCUGUGAGGUUAUCGUCUGCUUUGCUGUUUGAAGUGUCCUUUGGCCAGAUGAGAAGCCAGCAGAGCUAAGUUACUGGCUAUUAGACCUAUCUUGUAGCCAAUAUUUGUAAACCAAUAGCCAAUGCAAUAAACCAGUAGCCAAGUGCUUGCAAAA
Messenger RNA from Falco peregrinus (peregrine falcon), 2475 nucleotides. It is a transcript of the gene WNT8B, whose product is annotated as Wnt family member 8B. Gene Ontology annotation, biological process: cell fate commitment; neuron differentiation; canonical Wnt signaling pathway. The record is from RefSeq and is a predicted model, not a curated record. Gene Ontology annotation, cellular component: extracellular region. The transcript is spliced from 6 exons. NCBI's taxonomy places the organism in Eukaryota, Metazoa, Chordata, Aves, Falconiformes, Falconidae. The coding region runs from base 35 to 1093 and encodes 352 amino acids. Gene Ontology annotation, molecular function: cytokine activity; frizzled binding.